AUGCAGAGCAAUCAUUUCUUGACCCAUAGUGAAGUGAGAAAGCUCGUUUACAGCUUUGUGCUCGGUAAUGGAAUUGAAUGUCCUGCAAUGUGGCAUGAAUAUCAUACUGCUGGAGAAGAUUGGUUCACUUCGUUUAUGAAGAGGAACGACUGCCUAUCUCUAAGAAAAGCUGAAGCUACAAGUCAAGUUCGAGCUGCCGGCUUCAACUACCCAGUUGUUCACGCUUAUCAACAGAAGUUGGCUUCUAUUUUUGCCCGUCAUCAGUAUCCACCACAUCGAAUAUUUAAUAUUGAUGAAACUAGCAAUCAAACGGUGAUGGCUCCUGAAACCGUUGUAGCUAUCCGUGGUACUAAGCAGGUUCGUCAAACCACCGGUGCAGAACGAGGAACUAAUGUUUGUAUGAUAUGCUUUGGAAACGCUGCUGGGGGUUUUAUUCCUCCAGCUUAUGUCUUUCCGCUAAAGAAUGUCAACCGAAAAAGUAUGAAUAACUCAGUUCCUGGUUCAAUUGCUUUUGCAAACGGAACUGGUUGGGUUGAUGGGAACAUCAUGGUUGAUGUCAUAGAUCAUAUACAGCAUUAUGUGCAAAGCAGCCAAGAAAAUCCAGUCCUAAUCGUUUGGGAUAAUUUCUCUGCUCACUUGGAUUAUCUAGUUGUUAAGAAAGCAAAAGACUACGGCAUGGAGCUUAUUACUUUGCCUCCCCACACCUCCCAUGAGCUACAACCGUUGGAUGUGUCGGUGUUUGUAGCACUGAAAAAGUAUAUUAAGACAGCUCACAUGGAAUGGUACUGCAAUAAUCCUGGCAAGCGAAUCACCAUCCAUGAAGUAGCAGGAUUAUCAAGGGAUCCUUUCCAUAAGGCUAUGACUCCAUCUAAUUAA
This is a messenger RNA of Daphnia magna, 876 nucleotides long. RefSeq names its product MFS-type transporter clz9. The transcript is spliced from 2 exons. Gene Ontology annotation, cellular component: nucleus. The record is from RefSeq and is a predicted model, not a curated record. Bases 1 to 876 code for a protein of 291 amino acids. Gene Ontology annotation, molecular function: DNA binding. Lineage: Eukaryota; Metazoa; Arthropoda; Branchiopoda; Diplostraca; Daphniidae.